AUGGAUGAUGAAUCUAUGCUUAAAUUGACUACGCAAUCACCCAUACUAGAACCUCCAAUCAUAACAUCUAUACUUGAUGAUAAAGAACCAUCUAUAGGAUUAGAAGGGAUUAAACAAGUAGAGGAUGUAGUAGAGAGUGAAGAUAAAGAUAAGGAAAGUGAGAUUAAACAGGAGGUGGUGGAGAAAGUUGAUGUUGAUAAUGAUGUACAGAUGGAAGAAGUUAAUGAAAGUGAUAAUAAGAAUGAGAUUGAUAAUAAGGAAGUAGAACCUGAAGUGAAAGAGGAAGUGAAAGUGAAAGAAGAAGUAGUUGGAGAUACCAUUGAAGAUGAUGACGAUCCUAUAGUUAAAUUACAAGAAAUAGAAAUCUUACCUGAUUUAUUCACAUUAAUUCAUAAUUUAAAGAUUGGAAAUAUACUGGCUAAAGAUUUUGAUAAUAAUGCUGGUAGUAUACGAUUAAAAUUAAGUAAUAUCAAACAAUAUUUACUGGAAAUUGAUGGGAUAAAUGAAACUUUAAAAGCUAGACUGAUUAAAAUUGAUAAUUUGAAAUUUAAUAAUGGUAAAAAGUAUCAAUUUUUGAAUAAAUUCAAGAGUAAAGUCCUUAACGAGAUCAAUAAUGAUAUAGAAAUGAGUUGA
Scheffersomyces coipomensis is the source of this 633-nucleotide messenger RNA. It is a transcript of the gene MED9, whose product is annotated as Med9p. The record is from RefSeq and is a predicted model, not a curated record. Gene Ontology annotation, cellular component: mediator complex. Gene Ontology annotation, biological process: regulation of transcription by RNA polymerase II. Bases 1 to 633 code for a protein of 210 amino acids. NCBI's taxonomy places the organism in Eukaryota, Fungi, Ascomycota, Pichiomycetes, Serinales, Debaryomycetaceae. Gene Ontology annotation, molecular function: transcription coregulator activity. The transcript has a single exon.